Molecule: messenger RNA, 774 nt
Organism: Erigeron canadensis
Lineage: Eukaryota; Viridiplantae; Streptophyta; Magnoliopsida; Asterales; Asteraceae
Product: subtilisin-like protease 4
Exons: 1
Coding region: 1-774 (257 amino acids)
Biological process (GO): proteolysis
Molecular function (GO): serine-type endopeptidase activity
Source: RefSeq, a predicted model, not a curated record
AUGGGAGUGAUAAUUGGUACUGUCGACUCUGGAAUUAAACGCAAUCAUGUCUCCUUUCGUGAUGACGGAGUACCUCCUCCCCCUUCACACUGGAAAGGCGUUUCUGGUUGCAACAAUAAGAUAAUUGGUAUAAGAGACUACACUCCUACUAGAGGAGUAAACAAUGGAGAAGAUUUGGAGGGCCAUGGGACACACGUGGCAUCUUUGGCAUCCGGAAACUUUGUUCACGAUGCGCAUGUGAUGGCAAUGAAUAACUCCUUUAACGGUGUACAUUUGGCCAAACAAGCUGGUGGCAUUGCUGCGGGAACGGCUCCCCUCUCACAUCUUGCUAUUUACAAGGUGGAAGUUGAUGCUCAUAAUAAGAAUUCCCCCAGGCAAAUCGCAAAAGCCAUUGAUGAUGCCGUUAAUGAUGGCGUUCAGAUCAUCAAUCUCUCCAAUGGGUUUAUGCCCGAUAAACAAAUGGAUUUCUACAAUGAUCCUAUUGCGAUAAGCUCAUACAGGGCUUGUCAAAAUGGAGUUUUGGUUGUUACUGCUGCGGGCAAUGAAGGCCCGGGAGAUUCCACAUGCUCAAAUGGGUAUCCAUGGGUGCUCACUGUCGGGGCGGGUACCAUUGACCGCAAAAUUAGAACGUCCAUUCAUUUUGGAGAUGGCCAAUUCAUAUACGGGGAAUCGAUAUCGACCUUUGUCGGCCCAUCGUAUAUGCCUGUGUGCUACGUAACAAAAGGUAUCACUUUCAUGGAAAAGUUGUCUUGUGUGAACAAUACGAAGCUAUAG